AUCAUCUGGUUACAUUGUGUCCGUAAUGGGCGUAGACUGUACCAUCAUCUCGUUCAACGCUCAGCUCAUGGUCUCACCGCUGCCCGGGCUGGUCAGCAUGCCAAUCGUCAUCUACAUGCUGAGCACCCGCAUAGGCGUAGGCCCUGGACUAUGCUGCGGAUCCGUGCUCCUUGCCGCACUAGUGGGCUUCUGGGUCUUCGUCGUGACUUACCACAAAUUCCAAAGGCGCAGCAUGAAGUUUCGUGACGAUCGGGUCAAGCGCAUGCUGGACCUGCUCAGCUCCAUCAGGACUGUGAAGAUGUACGCUUGGGAACAGAGCCACCUGGACUCCCUUAAACGCCUCAGGGAGAGGGAACUAAAGGAUGUGCUCAAAAUUAAUCUAAUCAGCGGAACUGUUGAUGCUCUCUACAGCGCAAUGAGCUCCCUGCUGACGUUAAUAAUGUACGGAACACUUGCACUCUUGGACCCCACGCGACUUUUGACGGCAUCAGAAGCUUUCUCCAGCGUCUACUUGAUCUCCCUCAUCGAGAACUUUUGUGCAUCCCUGACUAUGGCCAUGAGGGCCAUGAACGGAGUAAGUGUCUACUAA
Molecule: messenger RNA, 589 nt
Organism: Dermacentor andersoni
Lineage: Eukaryota; Metazoa; Arthropoda; Arachnida; Ixodida; Ixodidae
Source: RefSeq, a predicted model, not a curated record